AAAAGCUACGGUUCGUCGCCCAAAUUGUGGAUUUUGACUGCAUACAACCCGACCAUCAAUCAGAUUUGCACGGGACGCCUGCACGACCCGAGACGAUUGAUCACUCAACUGCAACAGAUACCUAGUAUAAAACAAUAGAUUGGACGAUUGGCAAAGAUGUUACUUAACGAAAAGACCGCCAUUUCCACCUCCAAGGUGCUGCUUGUACCAUAUUCCAAGUGGCAUGUCCCCAGAUAUCAUGAAUGGAUGAAGGAUGAGGAAAUCCAAGAAGCCACGGCUUCUGAACCCCUCUCCCUAGAGGAGGAGUACUCCAUGCAACAAAGCUGGCGCCAGGACCCGGACAAGCUGACCUUCAUCGUCUGCCAACCUACCUCAACAACAACAACGAGCACCUCCGAGUCCGGAGGAGGCGAGGUCCAACUCGACGACGACCCCAGCCGCAUGGUGGGGGACAUCAACCUCUUCCUCCGCGUCGACGACGGCGAAGAAGGGGAGUCCGACCCGCAACUCGUCGGGGAGAUCGAGCUCAUGAUCGCCGAGAAGCGCAACCAACGGCGGGGCUUCGGCAAGGCCGCGCUCCACACCUUCCUCCGGUACAUCGUGGACCACGAGGCCGAAAUCCUGGAGGAGUUUGUGGCGGGCGAUGCCGCCGCGUCGCAGGCCCUGACGGUUGCUGCCGGGCUGCAACAGCGGCCGUGGAGGUUCGCGUGCCUGAGCGUGAAGAUCGGGCAGGCCAAUGCGCGGAGUCUGGCGCUGUUUGAGGGCGCCGCCGGGUUCCAGAGGGUCACGCCGGAGCCGAACUAUUUUGGGGAGUUUGAGUUGCGGCGGUUGCGGGAGAGUUUGGAGCGCGCGGCGGUGGAUGAGAGUCUUGAUGAGGCUGGGGUUCGAGGGUAUGCUGAGUUGGCGUAUACGAGGGUCCAGUAAGGCUCUCUUCGGGCUGGCGUGAGCCUCAUUGUGUCGGCCAUCUACUUAGUAUACUAUCAUUGGGCUUGGGCUUGGGCUUGGGCAAGAGCGGGCUGCUGCUUUGACGUUGGUCUACGGUCAUACCCCAGGUCCGCGACGUUACAUCUACAAUCUGCACAGCUUCCUGCAGUGAGCCGGUGUUGCUAUGCCAGACCAAACGACUG
This is a messenger RNA of Aspergillus japonicus CBS 114.51, 1127 nucleotides long. RefSeq lists its product as uncharacterized. The transcript is spliced from 3 exons. Gene Ontology annotation, biological process: protein acetylation. The record is from RefSeq and is a predicted model, not a curated record. Gene Ontology annotation, molecular function: N-acetyltransferase activity. NCBI's taxonomy places the organism in Eukaryota, Fungi, Ascomycota, Eurotiomycetes, Eurotiales, Aspergillaceae. Bases 157 to 924 code for a protein of 255 amino acids.